AUGGCAGGUGGGAGGAGGUCCUGGCAGCACAACAUUAAACUGGAGGCACGACAAGAGGGAAGCACGUUUUCCUCACUUAUAUGCAAUACAAUACAGUGGUCUAUGGGCGGGAUGUUCGGACCCACGAACCCAUUGAUGCUCACCUCGGCUGUUAAGCGGAAACAGUCGCAUCCGCACAGCCUCAUUGAGCUUCGACGAUGCGGAGAAGAGAUGUCAAUUGAGGCAUUGAAGAAGGAGGAGAUUUCAGAUGAAGAGCUUGAGAUUGUGUAA
This is a messenger RNA of Hydatigera taeniaeformis, 270 nucleotides long. The record is from the annotation of a GenBank genome assembly. Lineage: Eukaryota; Metazoa; Platyhelminthes; Cestoda; Cyclophyllidea; Taeniidae.